Molecule: messenger RNA, 1392 nt
Organism: Haliotis rubra (blacklip abalone)
Lineage: Eukaryota; Metazoa; Mollusca; Gastropoda; Lepetellida; Haliotidae
Exons: 1
Coding region: 1-1392 (463 amino acids)
Molecular function (GO): catalytic activity
Source: RefSeq, a predicted model, not a curated record
AUGACUCAACCUGGCUACAAACUCACUCAAGUCGCAAGAAGGGGAAAGAAAAAAGGCGGAGGUUUAGCUGUCAUAUACAAUGACAGACUUCAGUGCUCUCAUCUGAACACUGUGUCUUUACAGACGACAUUCGAACACCUUCUUGUAAAGAUCUCUGCACAAGGACAGCAUAUGAACAUAUUGCUCAUAUACAGACCUCCAAAGACAUCGAGAGAUUUCUUUGACGAUUUUGGCACACUAUUGGACUCCCUAGAUACAGCCCCGGGACGUCUCCUGAUACUAGGUGACUUUAACUAUCACAUUGACGACAGGCAGAAUACGGAUGCCCAGAAAUUCAUGAGCUUAAUUGAUACUCACGGACUAGUCCAGCAUGUAUGUGAAUCAACCCACAUCAAGGGACACCUUUUAGACCAGAUUAUCACUCGCCAAGAUGACAUAGCUGUUAAGGACAUUUCACUUGAUUUGUCCAUAAAGUCCGACCAUGCUGCAGUCCUAUUCAAAACAAGCAUCAAAGUACCUGCACGGGAGAGAAAAGAAGUAUCCUUCAGGAAAUGGAAAGAAAUUGACAUUGAUAACUUCCAGCAAGAUCUUUCUACAAAACUGUCAGGCUACCAGGAUCUGUCUGUAUCUCAGUGUCUGAAGUUGUACAACACGGCUUCAGGAUCAGCCAUUGAUGAGCAUGCACCUCUGAAAACAUGCACUGCAACAAUUCAUACAAAUGCUCCCCGGUAUGAUAUGGACAUCAGGCAAGAAAAGAGGAAACGUCGCAAACUGGAAAAGCAGUUCAGAACAACCCAGCUCACCGUUCAUCGGGAGCUUCAUGAUGCUGAGAGGAACUGUGUCAACGCGUUGAUGGAAGCUACGAAAUCCAAGUUCUUCAAUCAGGCUCUACAGGAAGCAAAGGGGCAAAAGGAUAACUUCAUCAUAUCAAACAGACUCUUACACAAACAGAAGCAAGUAUCUCUUCCCAGUUGUCAGGCUCCAAAAGAACUUUCAGAUCGCUUCUCAGAGUUCUUCUCAGAGAAGAUCACCAAAAUCAGAUCUGGACUCGCACAGUCCGAUUAUGUUUAUGCUGAUGAAACCCAGAGCUGCGAUGCCUCUCUGCCAGUGUUUCAGCCCACCACUCAGGCUGAAGUGAGAUCCCUGAUCUUGAAAAGUCCGGAUAAGUCAAGUCUGGUCGACCCCAUGCGAACAUGGUUCCUGAAGAAAUCACUAGAUUCAACCCUCCCACUUAUCACACUCACCAUCAAUCUGUCUCUCUCAAAACCAAAAGUUCCUCCUGAAAUGAAGGAAGCAAUGAUAAAACCGCUUCUGAAGAAACCAAAUCUCGACAGCGAAGUGUUGAAAAACUAUCGCCCAGUUUCUAAUCUUUCCUACUUAUCUAAACUAUAG